AUGCGGGAAAGGCCACGAGAGUCCAGCUUCUCUAAAGGAACACGCCAAGAAGGAAUGCGCAUCAAGAUUGACUAUGUUGUAAGUGACGAAAAGGUCGAGUUCCAACGAGGUGUAGGGGGCGUGAAUCAUCAAGAGGUAUUCGAAGAGCGGCCUACCGUGACUAUAGACAAGAGUGGGGACAUUGAGGGCGGAGAUCAAGCUGAGAGCCCGCAUGACGACCAUGACUCGAACGACGCGGAUGAAGAAGCUCAAGUAGAGCGGUUGUGCGUAUCAAACUCGCUUCCAUCAACACCGAGACUAGAUUCAGACCCCGGUUUGGGGGCGACGUCCAAUGUAUGGCGUCCAUCGCUCCUCCCCGAUGCAUCUUCUCCUACCCGCGAAGCCGACAAUGUACCUUCACCUAUACCUUCCCUUAUGUACCCCGACAGCGACGACGACAUGGAGGAUGUGGAGGAUGACUACUCUGCCGCCGGACAAACUCUGCCAGUUCCAAUGCCGCCCAAAUCGGCGCUCCCGGUCAUUCAUACACAGGAUCAGCCGCCGAUCACACCUCCCUCCUCACCAAUCGUGCCGCUAUCCGUCAGGGAUGCAGCUUUACCCAAGAUCACAUUCAGGAAACCGGUCCUACCCGUGUAUUUCGAAGGCCCUGUUGCCGCGAUCAAGGAGUUCCUCGCAUAUCCCGAGCUCAUGUUACUAUGCCGCCCUUUCCGGGAUCUCGGUUACACGAGCGCUGACGCGUUGAACGCUAUGUGUGUCGAUGGUGCUAGGGAUGGCUGGCACGUCCUAUAUGAACGUUUAAAGGACUGGUUUAAUGGACCGGUUCCGUACUGGGCUGAACUCCGAAAGCUAUUGAAGGCACGCGCCGCCAUCUUACCGUCCAGGCCCUCGACAUUCAGGUUCGCUCCGAUGAGGAAUCCAAUGAAACCAAAAGACGGAUGGGUAUUUGUACGCUUGUAG
Fibroporia radiculosa is the source of this 957-nucleotide messenger RNA. RefSeq lists its product as uncharacterized. Lineage: Eukaryota; Fungi; Basidiomycota; Agaricomycetes; Polyporales; Fibroporiaceae. The coding region runs from base 1 to 957 and encodes 318 amino acids. The record is from RefSeq and is a predicted model, not a curated record. The transcript is spliced from 4 exons.